Messenger RNA from Aspergillus wentii DTO 134E9, 1276 nucleotides. Its product is annotated as agmatine deiminase family protein. Lineage: Eukaryota; Fungi; Ascomycota; Eurotiomycetes; Eurotiales; Aspergillaceae. Gene Ontology annotation, biological process: putrescine biosynthetic process. The record is from RefSeq and is a predicted model, not a curated record. The transcript has a single exon. Gene Ontology annotation, molecular function: protein-arginine deiminase activity; agmatine deiminase activity. The coding region runs from base 9 to 1109 and encodes 366 amino acids.
GAAUAAUCAUGUUUUCCAAAAUUAAUCGCCUUCUGUGCAGAAGCCCAUCUCAAUACUUCUACAAACCAAACACAACGCCUCAUCUCGCCACUCUCCUCUCCUUCCCAUCCAAACCCUCCUGCCUAUCCCCAAUCCAUCAUCAAACUGCCUGUUCGGAAAUCAUUUCUCUAGCAGCAGCUAUAUCCCCUUUUGAACCCGUUCGUCUUCACGCUCGUCCUGAAGAUGUAUCAUCCGCAACGUCAAUGAUAGCAGCCAAAGUCGCCGACCCAACUCGCGUAUCCAUCAUUCCAUCUCUAACAAAUCACCUCUGGAUUCGAGACACUGGUCCUGUAUACGUUUCCGAUGGCGUAUCCAACACUCGAUACGCGAUUAACUUCCACUUUAACGAAUGGGGAAAUACGCAACACGAAACUUUUCCGAACUGGUCAGAUGCUCAAAAAGAAGAGAACCACCUUUUCGCGAAAAACGUCAUUGAAUCCGACCUCCAUCCAGCGCCUGUUACGCCCAUCGACUCGAAGAUCUGUCUUGAGGGUGGUUCGUUGAUAGUUGAUGGGCAGGGUACGCUCCUGGCCACGGAGAGUAGCAUCAUCAACGAGAACCGUAACCCGGGCCUGUCCAAGGGUGAAAUUGAAGAUGAAUUACGUCAUCUGCUGGGUGUGCGGAAGAUUAUCUGGUUUCCUGGAAGAAAGGGGUUAGAUGUCACGGACGUUCAUGUUGAUGCGGAGGUGCAGUUUGCCAGUCCUGGGGUGGUGGUUGUUUCGCGGCCUCAUUUUGAGGCGGAACAGGGGUGGAAGGAUGUGUUUGCGGAGAUAUACGAGAUUCUGUCGAAUGAGACAGACAGUGAGGGUCGUCCAUUUGAGAUCCAUCUCAUUGAUGAACCGCAUCCGAGUUGUUUGGGGGAUGCGGAAGAAAAGGCUACGAACUAUGUCAACUUCUACUGUGUCAACGGGGGAUUGAUCCUGCCUAUGUUUGGGGAUGAAGAGGCGGAUCAAAAGGCAUUGCAUACUAUACAGUCUUUGUGUCCUGAUCGAGUGGUGAAACAGGUUCUGGUCAAGGCGUUGCCGGCUUCUGGUGGUGUUGUUCAUUGUGCGACUCAGCCUGUAUUCUAAUUUGCGUAUCUGUAUACAUCUGCAUAACUCAUUGAAGCCAUCCCCCGUCACCCAACUGCUCGAUUGCACCCUUCGUAGAGAGAUACAGCUGGUACUGUGGGAUAAUGGUCGAUAUGUGCCUCAGCGUUGAGGAAAGGAAAAUGGUCUUCCCCUAGUGUGAUGUGAGG